This is a messenger RNA of Ambispora gerdemannii, 1101 nucleotides long. The record is from the annotation of a GenBank genome assembly. NCBI's taxonomy places the organism in Eukaryota, Fungi, Glomeromycota, Glomeromycetes, Archaeosporales, Ambisporaceae.
AUGGUAGAACCAAAACUCGAAUACAUGUACAUUAAUACUCAAAUAAAUAGCGACACACCUAUCCUUACACAACUUCCCAUAAAUAAAAAACUGAAUGAAAUCCGUCGCUUACUUGCCGUUGAACCAAAGAUUCGAAUGGGUCCAAAAAUGGAGUUCCUGAGCCCAUUUGCCAGAAUUCCGCAAAAUUACGAAUGUGAUUUUCCCUUAACAGAAAUUCUUCAUUCCAAUAAUAAUUUGAAAAUCAUUGGUGAGAAUGAACCAGACUGGGAAUAUAUAAAGAACAUAUGUAAACUGGAAUAUGGAGUUGACUUUUCGGAAAAAGGUCCAGAGAGCGCAAAGAAAAAAGCAUUCGAUAUUACGAGACUUGAAGCGGAAAUUUUAGAAAUUACAGAUGCAAUUGAUGAAACGGUCGUGUGCCAAACAGAACUUGACAAAAUUUGUGAGCAAAAUUUUUUAGUGAAGUCUGAAGUUACUGUUAAUUUGUCGUGGUUAUCGAUUUCGUCAACCUUUGGUAGAUCUGGAGAGAUCGAAAAUCACAAAAACAUUGAAAAUUCAAUUACUUGUCAGACUUCAAAAAUAAUAAAAGCUACAAUAUCAUAUUCUGAAUCUAACGUAACGCCAACAACAGAAUUCAUAAAGGAUGUUAACGACGCGUUCGCAUCAGAUGAUCCACGUAAAACCCUUGAAAAAGUUGCUAAAGAAUACGGUCCAUUAUGGUGCAAAAGGCUCGGAAUUGGUGGAAGGAUUUUAUAUAAAAAAAUCAAAGAAAAUAAUCUAAAUGAGUAUAAUAACUCAAGAGAAAUAAAAACUUCCGUGAAAGCUAAAGUAACUGAAUAUGCUGCGAUUGAUGGGGAAGCAGGAAGAAGCCAGCAAACGAAACAAAUGGAUUCAGUUAUCAACGAAUUUUCUUCUUGUCGAAUAUUCGGUGGCUCAGAAGAAUGUCAUCGUGAAUCUAAAAAGGAAUGGAUAAAUUCAUUAAACGACUAUCGUAAAUGGAAAGUAGCGGAAUAUGCCGAAAUAAAUUCAAUUUUUGAUAUUCUGGAUCAAAAAACAAGAUCAAAAGUUGCAGCAAUAUUAACAAAACGAAUCGUAGAAUCAAAA